AUGCAAAGAUUGGCAGAACGUAACAAUUGUUUCCAGCAACCAAAUUUAGGCGUAGUUCUAGAGCAGCACGAACAAUUCAGUGUCAAUCUCCGAAGAAAAAAACGUCGUGAGCAACAAAUGGAAAGACGCGCAAAAAAGGAUGAUUUGCCAGCGAGCAAAAUUUCAAAAGUAUUUAGACUUACGUUCCCAGAUCUAAUAAGAAACCUUAAUGACAUUCACUAUUCCUUAGAAACCUUUAAAAACAUCUUAAUUGGGGAAUAUUCAUCAGAACUCAAGCUAGAAGCAUUAAGAAUUACCAGACAUUUUUUAACAAGAGGAGAAGCUAUCCUUGAUAAAGCACAAAUAUAUGCAGAGCUUGGCUAUAUUCAAAGCUAUAUAGACCUUUUAAACCCCCAUAAUCCAAAAGAAGUUCAAUAUGAGGCAUCAUGGGCAUUAUGCAAUCUCGCUUCAUGUUCCCAUGAAAUAGUAGAAAUACUCAUAAGCAAAGGUAUAAUACCUGCAUGUCUUGGUGUAAUAAAUAGCGAAAGCCUAGAUAUUAUUGAAAAUGCAGUAUGAUGUCUUGGAAACAUAGCAGGCGAUCACAAAGAAUAUAGAGUCCUCAUGAUCAAGUCAUAUGUUUUUGAAUUUCUUGUAAAUUUACUUAAAGAUAUGCAUGAGCAUCCGAGCCCAGCCUUAAAUGCACUAUUAUAUGCAUUGAAAAAUAUAUCAAGAUCAAUCAUACAUGCUAAUAUUGAACUAGUUAAAAAAUUGCUGACUUUAAUUAAGCCACUUUUUCAAGCAGCUAGCACUAGAGAGAUAGAAGACUUGCUAACGAUUUUAUAUUGCAUAACAAAUGGGAAAGAAAAAUGGCUUCAAGCAAUUAUUGAUAAUGGAUAUGGACCUAUAAUUAUUGAUUCAUGUGAUUUGCCAAAUCAAGCAGCUUCUUUAUUGGCAUACAAAGCACUAGGCAAUUUAUUAGGGGGCAAUGUGAGCCAAGCUGAAUACGUCAUAAAUCUUGGCGCCAUUGAGAAAAUUCAUAAAGCUGUAAGGUCUUUGGAUUAUCACAUAAGAAAAGAAGGGUUCUGGGCUUUAAGCAACAUCACAGCUGGAUCAGCAUCCCAAGUCAAGAGGAUUAUAAAUAGCGAUCUUAUAGAUAUUGCAAUAAGAGGACUUACAGAAAAUGAUGAAGGCAUAAAAUAUGAAUGCGGCUAUGUUAUAGCAAAUUGUUUUUUCAGAGGAGAAAUUGAAGAUAUUUUUGAGCUAGUGAAUAAAGGAAUUUUAUUAGCCUUUGGCCAAUCUAUAGAAAUAAAUAGUGAUGUGAAAUUGAUCAAGCUACUGCUAGAGUCUGCUUUUCAGCUACUAAAGCUAGCUUCAGAUGAAAGCAGACUUGAGGCAAUGAAACUUGAAUUUGAGAAAGCAAAUUUAGUAGAUGUUAUUGAUGGGCUAUCACAUCAUGAAAAUAAAGUUAUUGAGACAAUUGCAAAAGGUCUGAUUUCUGAAUAUUUCCAUGAAGAUGAUAGCGAUCAAAUAUUUUUGCAGGAUAAUUUUCAAUCGUAUGAGUUUUCUUAA
Molecule: messenger RNA, 1548 nt
Organism: Blepharisma stoltei
Lineage: Eukaryota; Ciliophora; Heterotrichea; Heterotrichida; Blepharismidae
Source: the annotation of a GenBank genome assembly